AUGAGUUCAAAAAUCGAAAUCGGAAGAGGGACAUUUGGGAUAGUGUUUCUGGAAACGGAUUUCCAUCCCGUAACAGCAUCCAAAUAUAUUCUCAAGUCAAGCGAUCCGAAAAUUGAGCAGACAUUUCAACGAGAAUGGGAAGCGCUAAAGCUUCUCUCUCAUCCAAACAUUGUUCAAGUCUAUGAGCUAAGUGAAGAAGACUUUUGCGGAAAGCCAUAUCAUGUGAUUAAAAUGGAAUUUUGUGUUAGAGGGUCACUCAGACAAGUCAUCAAUAAUCGAAAGAUCAUUUACUCGAUGAAAACAUUUUCUUGUUGGGCGGAACAUCUUUUAGCUGGUUUGGUCUGUCUUGAAAAUCAUGGAAUCAUUCAUCGAGAUUUGAAACCAGAAAAUGUUCUGGUGACUCGAGAUUGGAUUUUGAAAAUUGGGGAUUUUGGAUGUGUUCGGAGAGAAAAUGACACAAAAGAGUUGAGUAAAGAUGGCACUCUUCGAUAUAUGAGUCCCGAAUGUGCUGGAUUUGGAAUGGCGACCGGGAAGAGAAAGGUGACUUGCAAAAGCGAUCUCUACGCAUCCGGGCUAAUCAUGUGGGAAAUUCUAGAAAGAAGAAAAGUUUUCACAGAACUCUCAGAAUAUACCGUUCUUCAAAAUCUCAUGCGUGGCAUCAAUAAACUCGAAUGUUUAGAUGCUCCUUUUGAAGUAGUGGAUCUCAUUUCUCGCUGUACUCGAAUAGAACACAACCAAAGACCAAAGGUGAAUGAUGUUCAUAAAGUGAUGGUUGGAAUUCGGAGGGCUUAUUCAAAUAUCGAAUUUGAACCUAUAAUCGAAAUUGACAAUGAUACUUUGGUAAAACCAAUCGCUUUUGAGCAAUUCAAUGUAAAGCAAAGCACCUCGACAAUCGGAAUUAUUGAUGAUUCAUCGACAAACAUUACGCUGAAGAACAACUUGCAAACUUAU
Mesorhabditis belari is the source of this 951-nucleotide messenger RNA. The record is from the annotation of a GenBank genome assembly. NCBI's taxonomy places the organism in Eukaryota, Metazoa, Nematoda, Chromadorea, Rhabditida, Rhabditidae.